AUGGCUCGUCUUUUCGCAUUGCUUCUACUCUUCGUUCAGGCCUCAGUGGUCCUCGCCAGUCCUCUGGCGACGCGCGCGUCGGAACCCGACCCGUCUUUGGCGACGUCCGUCACCGUUGCAGGACAGACUUUCAUUAACAAGGUUCGUCGUGCUGUCACCUCGGGCAUUAAGGGUCUGGUUGGCUUCGGACUGAUUCCUUCAAACUUUACCGAAUCCACAGGUGACACGCUUGGCGGUAUUGGAAGUGCGAUCGCCUUGAAGCUGGGCUCCUUUUCUCAGCAGGCUGACGGUACCUUCACUGGUACUAUCGUUGUUCAGCCUGACCGCGGUUUCAAUGUCGACGGCACCGUUGAUUACCAAGGCCGUCAACACCAGAUCGACUUCGUCCUGAGUCCGUACUACGACACAUCGGACCUUAGCUUCACACAGGCGCAGCAGACACUCCAGCUUACCUACCGCAGCACCCUCCUGUAUACUGAACGCGCGCAUGGUGUGACUACUGGACUCGAUGCUGGCGGUGUCCGUCCCGCCCAAUCUGACUUUCCGGAUGACCCCCUCGCUGACCCUGAAAUGCCCAUCCCGUCCAAGAGUGAUGACCGUUUGACCUUGGAUUUGGAGGGUCUUGCCCUCAACGCCGACGGAACAUUUUGGGUCAGCGACGAGUACGGUCCGUACGUUUAUCGCUUCGACUCCAACGCCGAUCUGCUCCAGACCAUCCAACCUCCGGACGCUAUCGUGCCUCUGUCCGGUGGCGAUGUGGACUUCACUGGCGAGAACGAUCCCGAUACCGGCCGUGCCGCAAACAAAGGUUUCGAGUGCUUGACCGUCGAUACCUCAACGAACACUCUCUGGGUAAUGCUCCAGACUGCAACCAUCCAAGACGGAGGCAAUAAAAAGUCUCACGCCCGGUACACCCGCCUCCUCGCUUACGACAUCUCUUCGCCCAACACCGACCGCCCUGUACUCACAGCCGAGUACAUCGUCCCUCUGCCGCUCGAUAGCGGCGGCGAUACGCUCGGUGCGAGCGAGAUCUCGUUCGUGAGCGAGAACAUCUUCCUCGUCCUCUCUCGCGACAGCAACGGCCACGGCGGAGACAGCACCGAGUCUGAGUAUAAGGGUAUUGACCUCAUCGAUAUCAGCGCUGCGACCAACAUCGCGGGCUCAGAGUUCGACAGCCACAAGAACGCCGUCGCGCCCAAGGGCAAGCUCGAUAGCAGCGUCACGCCUGCGACGUACACGCCCUUUGUCAGCCUCAUAAAUUCCACGGAGCUUGCUCGCUUCGGCGACCCCUCUGACGCAACGCUGAUCGACGCAAAGUGGGAGAGCAUUGCACUUACGCCUGUCGGCGACAGCCAAUUCCCCAACGACUUCUUCCUGUUCACUGCUGCCGACAAUGACUUCUUGACGACCGACGGUGUCUCGCUCGGUCGGCCGUACAACGCCGGAGUCGACGUUGAUAACCAGUUCUUCGUUUUCCGCGUCACUCUUCCUACGAAGAGCAGCUGA
This is a messenger RNA of Phanerochaete carnosa HHB-10118-sp, 1506 nucleotides long. RefSeq lists its product as uncharacterized. Bases 1 to 1506 code for a protein of 501 amino acids. The record is from RefSeq and is a predicted model, not a curated record. NCBI's taxonomy places the organism in Eukaryota, Fungi, Basidiomycota, Agaricomycetes, Polyporales, Phanerochaetaceae. The transcript is spliced from 9 exons.